Anoplophora glabripennis (Asian longhorned beetle) is the source of this 4488-nucleotide messenger RNA. Its product is annotated as diacylglycerol kinase eta. The transcript is spliced from 14 exons. Lineage: Eukaryota; Metazoa; Arthropoda; Insecta; Coleoptera; Cerambycidae. Gene Ontology annotation, biological process: lipid phosphorylation; intracellular signal transduction; diacylglycerol metabolic process. Gene Ontology annotation, molecular function: ATP-dependent diacylglycerol kinase activity; protein binding. The record is from RefSeq and is a predicted model, not a curated record. Bases 1 to 4488 code for a protein of 1495 amino acids.
AUGCCCCAUCAGUGGAUGGAGGGAAAUUUACCUGUUUCAGCUAAAUGCGCAGUAUGUGAUAAAAAUUGUGGUUCAGUUCUUAGAUUACAAGACUGGAGGUGUCUGUGGUGUCGAGCGACUGUCCAUACCCAGUGUCGACCAAAUAUGCAAUCCUGGUGCCCCCUGGGCCCCGCCAGAGUGAGUGUGGUGCCUCCAACGGCGCUACACUCCAUUCAGGACGAGGCCUGGGAGGCAGUAAGACCACAGGCUUCCUCCCCUCUUUUAGUAUUCGUUAAUUCUAAGUCAGGUGAUAACCAAGGCGUAAAGUUUUUAAGAAAAUUUAAGCAACUCCUUAAUCCUGCACAAGUUUUUGAUCUCAUUUCAACCGGCCCUCGUCUCGGCCUAAGACUGUUUAGACAUUUUGAUCCAUUCCGAAUAUUAGUUUGUAGUGGAGACGGUUCGGUUGGCUGGGUCCUUUCCGAAAUAGAUAAGUUAGAUAUGCAUAAACAGUGCCAAGUAGCAGUAUUACCAUUAGGAACCGGAAAUGAUUUAGCCCGAGUCCUAGGUUGGGGUUCAUCGUGCGACGACGACACACACCUACCCCAGUUGCUGGAAAAGUACGAAAAAGCAAGUACAAAAAUGUUGGACCGGUGGAGCAUCAUGGCGUUCGAACGCACAAUAGCCAUGCCAAAGUUAUCCCUUACCCCCGGCCUGCCAGAAGGUCAAUUACACAGCCAGAUCACCCAGUACGAGGACUCCUUGGUUUCCCAUCUGCAGAAUAUUUUACAGUCGGACGAAACCUCAGUCAUUUUAAACUCAGCGAAGCGGCUAUGCGAGACGGUUAAGGAUUUUGCUACACAGGUUGUAGAGAGUUCCUUGACGCAAGGUGACGAGCAAUUAGCUAAAAAGUGUGAUAUUUUACAUCAAAAAUUAGAGUUGUUAUUAAAAACGUUAACCAGCGAACAAAUAGAUGCGAAUAACUUAUCGAAUCUAGACGACGAAAGCCAUAGUUCAACUAAGCACACGGACGACACGGACAGCGAGAUGUCAUUCGACAAAGCGAAGUCGGAGAAGUGCGAGAAGGAUCUCAGCAAUUUUAAUUUCAGGAAGCACAGGCGGACGUCGAGGUUCAUGGAACGAGAAAAGGACGCCCUUAUCCAUCGAGCGAACAGCCUGAAGCGGGCGAUUCGAAACUUGGUCGAGCACACCGAGCAAGUAGUCGACGAGCAAAAUAGACAAUCAACCUCAGCAAUACCCACUGUUAAAAUAUCUUUAAGUUCGGAUUUAGAUAAGGUGGACUCGAUAAAAAUGGACUCUCUGAAAGUGAUGCCCACCAUAGAGUCCGGUGGGAGCAGCGAGGCUAGUUCGUGCCCAUCGCCGACUAGCUCCAUCCUAACUGCCAGGCUAGCCAAUCUUUCCCCCAUGCCGGACGUCAGAAGGGAUUCCGCUUUUGGGAGCGACGACACCGACAUGUUAACGCUUCCGGUUCCAGCCGAUUUCGCGGACAGCAGGAGGGCUAGUCAAAUUCAACAGCAAAGCAUAGACACAACAACGGAGAGUAUCCUAAUAGAAACCGCCUCGACACUAAUUACGAUAGAACUCGAACAAAAGACCAUCGAAGAGGAAGUCGAAGUAGAGAAGGAACAGCAACAACGACGUGACAGUACAAAAUACGAAAACGAAUUAGAAAAAAACGUAGACGACGAGAAAGAAUGUAGUAGUAUCUUAUCCGCCAUAUCAAACGAGGAAGUAAGCAUUACCUCGGAGAUCCUGGACCAAAAAUCUUUUGUACCACGGAAAGAUAGCGACGGUGAGGAUCUGAACGGUCAUAUUUGUCAUAUCGAUUCCCCUGAAACUGACACUUACCCAAACUCGGACAUCAUCCAUGGUGAGUCUUUAAUGGAUGAUAUUAGUUCGAUGUUAGGUGAGGUGUAUGGAUACGGUCAGGAUAGUAUCGAAAAUACUUACACUGACGACACGACGUUGUUUCCGAGCGAUAUAGUUAUUACUUCUCCAGAGAGAAAAAUUAGUUUGAAGAAGGACUCCCUGGAGCGCAAGCGGCGAAGCUCGAGGACGAAGAUGGAAACAAAAGUGGACGAAGAUACGCAAUUUGGAUUUGAAAACCGUGCCUUUAUGUCCCAACAUGUAUUUUUAGAUAACAAGUUUGAGGCAGAGCCCGCCCCUCGUUACUGCAGUUUAGCCCAAUUUGUUGAAGGUAACGACAUAGCUAGAAGAUCCUUUAAAAGACCAAAACCCUCGAGUAAAACAUCAAAGACGGAAGCAAACAUCAACAGGCAGAGCACGCUGAUGGAAGAGAUAGAAGUAGGGACGCCCAGCCAGAAGGGCAGUCAGGGUAGUUUAAAUAAACUUGAAAAGGAGUUGUCUAAUGUCUCCACUAGUACCCUGAAGGCCCUCGAUGAUGAAAAGGAAAAGGAGGAAACGUGUAAAUUCCCCCAAGUAAGCGUGAUAGUAGAACCUCCCUCUCCCGUUCUAAACGAACAAAUCCGCUCUGAGCGCAUAGAGCACAUAAGAAUAGAAAUCGAAGGAGAAAUAGAUCCCGACAUAGAACUCCUAUGUUCAAAGGCCGACAGACUAUCCACCAGUGACGUAACCACCAGCAACAAUAGUUCUAAUUCUAAUCUGUUGGGUAUUGAUAACGAGCAGUUCCUAACAAGGUCUCCAGCUGCCACCAGGAGGAUAUCCUGCUGUAGCAUGCUCAAUCCUGCUGAGACUGCAGCUCUGGCAGCGGCCGCUGCCGCUACUAAGUUUUAUGGUGAAGCAGAGAAGAAGGAAAGUGAAAAAAGGGAAGAAAGGGAGAAUCGGAAGCUACCCAUUAUCAAUCCUCUUGUUAGGCUGCCCACAUGGCCAAAUGUCAGCACAGGUGGCGGUUUCAUAAGCAAGUGUUUACUGGCCAACGCAGACACUUUAUGUGCGGCAGUGAGUCCGUUAAUAGACCCAGACGAAACUCUUUCUGAAGGUUUCUACGAGCGCUGUGUUAUGAACAAUUAUUUUGGAAUCGGUAUCGACGCCAAGAUUUCCCUGGACUUCCAUCAUAAAAGAGAAGAGCACCCUGAAAAAUGUCGAUCCAGAGCCAAAAACUAUAUGUGGUACGGCGUUUUAGGAAGCAAAGAAUGGCUUCAGAAAACUUACAAGAACCUAGAACAGAGAGUUCAACUGGAGUGUGAUGGUCAGAGGAUUCCUUUGCCUAGUUUACAGGGGAUCGUUAUACUGAAUAUUCCAAGUUUCAUGGGAGGUAUAAACUUUUGGGGAGGAACUAAGGAGGGUGAUAUUUUUCUUGCACCUUCAUUUGAUGAUAAAAUUUUGGAAGUAGUUGCUGUAUUUGGUUCUGUUCAGAUGGCCGCAUCGAGAUUAAUCAACCUUCAGCAUCACAGAAUAGCUCAAUGUCAAAGCAUCCAAAUAAAUAUUUUAGGUGAAGAAGGAGUUCCGAUACAAGUAGAUGGAGAAGCUUGGAUACAACCACCAGGAAUUAUACGAAUCCUGCACAAAAAUCGAAUGCAAAUGCUUUGCAGAAAUCGAUCUUUAGAAAACUCUUUAAAAUCGUGGGAAGAAAAACAACGGCAGAGUAUGUCGGCUCAAGGAGCCAAACCAAGACUAUCAAUUUCACAUGACAAAGGUCGUAGUAGCCUCACGAGACAGAGCAUGCCUUCUCAUGAAAAGUCAUUCUUGGGAGUCAACAUUGAAAAGAUACGACAACAUUCCUUCAGUGGUGCUGUACCCACACAUGUUGAAAAAGAAAAACACACGGUGCAUUUUGUUGAAAAACCUCCAACAUCUGCAGAACCAGAAAUACUAUUUUCGGAAGAAGAACAUUAUCUUCUGAUUAACUUUAUAGAAUGUGUAACAACUCUAACUAAAUGGAUAAAAAUACUAGCUAUAAGUCACAGUCUGGAAGUAGAUCUAUAUACUCUUGCCGCCAAGACUGACACAUGUCUUGAAAAAAUUCACCCGAAUGGCAAAAUACUAGAAGGACCUCAACUGAGAAUAGAAUUCACUAAAUUAGUGUCGGCUGUAAAACAAUUAUAUGAAGAUAGUUGUUGCCUGCUGCAUGAUAGAGGAGAUAAAUUAAAACUUAGAGAAGACUUGGAGAACAAACUUAGUGUUAGCCUUGCUAACACAGAACUAGAGUUAAGGAAGUGUGUAAUGUACGAUACACCGUCAGGUAGUUUAGUAUAUCUGCAACCUUUGCAGGGAGAUCAGGCUGAACAUAAGAGAAAAGGUCUAUUCUGGCUGAAAUUCCGAACAAAGGGAACUGGAUCGCAAGCAUCCAGUCAAAAGAGAGAAGUGGCUUCUUGGGGUACACAAGAAGUUGCGACAUGGCUGGAAACAUUACAGCUGUCAGAGUACAUUGACAGCUUUGAAAAGAACGAUAUAAGAGGUAGAGAACUUCUUACUUUGGCACGGAGAGAUUUGAAAGACUUAGGAGUAACUAAAGUAGGACAUGUUAAAAGGAUACUGCAAGCCAUUAAGGAUUUGACACAAGGAUUAUAA